CUCCCCCGCCACCUCCCCUCACCCCGCCUCCUUCCCUCUCCCCACCCCCAAACCCUCUCACCCGCGCGGCAACCCGGUGCGAGGCCCCCUCCGGAAGGUGAGGGGAAUGGAUUGGACUCCGGUGGGGAAAGCGGGUGUCUAGAAGUGGUGCUAAUGGGAAGAGAUUUCUGGUUUCAAAAGAGGAUGCUCUGCCACAAAGAGCGGCUCGCGCGCUGGCCUGGGCUCUAGCCGAGGAGAGAUCCCGGGAGAACUCCAGAGCUCGUGGGGAGCGCUCCUCGGAAGACCGGGAUCAACAUGCCUGUUCGCAGGGGGCAUGUGGCACCACAAAACACAUUUUUGGGGACCAUCAUACGGAAAUUUGAAGGGCAAAAUAAAAAAUUUAUCAUUGCAAAUGCCAGAGUGCAGAACUGUGCCAUCAUCUACUGCAACGAUGGGUUCUGUGAGAUGACUGGUUUCUCCAGGCCAGAUGUCAUGCAAAAGCCGUGCACCUGCGACUUUCUCCAUGGGCCUGAGACUAAGAGGCAUGAUAUUGCCCAAAUUGCCCAGGCAUUGCUGGGGUCAGAGGAGAGGAAAGUAGAGGUCACCUACUAUCACAAAAAUGGGUCCACUUUCAUUUGUAACACUCACAUAAUUCCAGUGAAGAACCAAGAGGGCGUGGCUAUGAUGUUCAUCAUUAAUUUUGAAUAUGUGACAGAUGAAGAAAAUGCUACUUCCCCAGAGAGGGUAAACCCAAUAUUACCAGUCAAAACUGUAAACCGGAAACUUUUUGGGUUCAAGUUCCCUGGUUUGAGAGUUCUCACUUACAGAAAGCAGUCCUUACCACAAGAAGACCCCGAUGUGGUAGUAAUCGAUUCAUCUAAACACAGUGAUGAUUCAGUAGCCAUGAAACACUUUAAGUCUCCUACAAAAGAAAGCUGCAGCCCCUCAGAAGCAGAUGAUACAAAAGCCUUGAUACAGCCUAGCAAAUGCUCACCCCUGGUGAAUAUAUCUGGACCUCUUGACCAUUCCUCUCCCAAAAGGCAAUGGGACCGUCUCUACCCUGACAUGCUGCAAUCAAGUUCCCAGUUAACUCAUUCCAGAUCAAAGGAAAGCAUCUGCAGUAUACGGAGAGCUUCAUCAGUUCAUGACAUAGAAGGAUUCAAUGUCCACCCUAAGAAUGUAUUUAGAGACCGACAUGCCAGUGAAGACAAUGGUCGCAAUGUUAAAGUUUCACGUUCCUGGAUGGCAGGGGGGCCUUUUAAUCAUAUCAAGUCAAGCCUCCUGGGAUCCACGUCGGAUUCAAACCUCAACAAAUACAGCACCAUUAACAAGAUUCCACAGCUCACUCUGAAUUUUUCAGAUGUCAAAACUGAAAAAAAGAACACAUCCCCUCCUUCUUCAGAUAAAACCAUUAUUGCACCCAAAGUUAAAGAUCGAACACACAAUGUGACAGAGAAAGUUACCCAGGUUCUCUCUUUAGGAGCGGAUGUCCUGCCAGAAUAUAAACUGCAGACACCACGCAUCAACAAGUUUACAAUAUUGCACUACAGUCCUUUCAAGGCUGUCUGGGAUUGGCUUAUUCUGCUGUUGGUCAUAUACACGGCUAUAUUCACUCCCUACUCUGCAGCCUUUCUCCUCAAUGACAGAGAAGAACAGAAAAGACGAGAAUGCGGCUAUUCCUGCAGCCCUUUGAAUGUGGUAGACUUGAUUGUGGAUAUUAUGUUUAUCAUAGACAUUCUUAUAAACUUCAGAACAACAUAUGUAAAUCAGAAUGAAGAAGUGGUAAGUGAUCCAGCCAAAAUAGCAAUACACUACUUCAAAGGCUGGUUCCUGAUUGACAUGGUUGCAGCAAUUCCUUUUGACUUGCUGAUUUUUGGAUCUGGUUCUGAUGAGACAACAACAUUAAUUGGUCUUUUGAAGACAGCUCGACUCCUUCGUCUUGUGAGAGUGGCCCGGAAACUUGAUCGAUAUUCAGAAUAUGGGGCUGCCGUUCUAAUGCUCUUAAUGUGCAUAUUUGCCCUGAUUGCUCACUGGCUGGCUUGCAUUUGGUAUGCGAUUGGGAAUGUAGAAAGGCCAUACCUGACUGACAAAAUCGGAUGGUUGGAUUCCUUAGGACAACAAAUUGGGAAACGUUACAAUGACAGUGAUUCAAGUUCAGGACCAUCCAUUAAAGACAAAUACGUCACAGCACUUUAUUUUACCUUCAGCAGCUUAACAAGUGUAGGAUUCGGCAAUGUGUCUCCUAACACCAAUUCAGAGAAAAUCUUUUCAAUUUGUGUCAUGUUGAUUGGCUCACUAAUGUAUGCAAGCAUUUUCGGGAACGUAUCUGCAAUUAUCCAAAGACUGUACUCGGGAACUGCCAGGUACCACAUGCAGAUGCUGCGAGUAAAAGAGUUCAUUCGCUUUCACCAAAUCCCCAACCCUCUGAGGCAACGGCUUGAAGAAUAUUUCCAGCAUGCAUGGACUUACACCAAUGGCAUUGACAUGAACAUGGUCCUAAAGGGUUUCCCAGAAUGUUUACAAGCUGACAUUUGUCUACAUCUCAACCAGACUUUGCUGCAAAACUGCAAAGCCUUUCGGGGGGCAAGUAAAGGUUGCCUUAGAGCUUUGGCAAUGAAGUUCAAGACCACCCACGCACCUCCAGGAGACACUCUGGUUCACUGUGGGGAUGUCCUCACUGCACUUUAUUUCUUAUCCAGAGGCUCCAUUGAAAUCCUCAAAGAUGACAUUGUGGUAGCUAUUCUGGGAAAAAAUGAUAUAUUUGGAGAGAUGGUUCAUCUUUAUGCCAAACCUGGGAAAUCUAAUGCUGAUGUCAGAGCUCUCACAUACUGUGACUUGCAUAAGAUCCAGAGGGAAGACUUGCUAGAGGUUUUGGAUAUGUAUCCUGAGUUUUCUGAUCACUUUCUCACAAACCUAGAGUUGACUUUCAACCUAAGGCAUGAGAGUGCAAAGGCUGAUCUCUUAUUACGAUCACAGUCCAUGAAUGAUUCUGAAGGAGACAACUGUAAGCUGCGAAGAAGGAAAUUGUCAUUUGAUAGUGAAGGAGAGAAAGAUUUUGGCAAAGAAAGCACAACAAAUGAUCCUGAAGACUCUAUAGAUACCAUAAGACAUUAUCAGAGUUCCAAGAGACACUUUGAAGAGAAAAAAAGCAGAUCUUCAUCUUUCAUCUCCUCCAUUGAUGAUGAACAAAAGCCUCUCUUCUCAGGAAUUGUAGAUUCUCCUCCAGGAAUAGGGAAAGUAACUGGACUUGAUCUUGAAGAAACAGUGCCCACCUCAGGAAGAAUUCACGUGGAUAAAAGAAGUCACUCUUGCAAAGAUAUUGCAGAUACUAGAAGCUGGGAACGAGAAAAUGCCGGGACUCAGGCCGAUGAGUCAAGUUCCUCAGCACUUCAGCGAGCUGCCUGGGGGAUCUCUGAAACCGAAAGUGACCUCACCUAUGGAGAAGUGGAGCAAAGAUUAGAUUUGCUUCAAGAACAACUUAACAGACUUGAAUCCCAAAUGACUGCAGACAUCCAGACCAUCUUACAGCUGCUGCAGAAACAAACCACUGUGGUCCCCCCAGCCUACAGUAUGGUCACUGCAGGAACCGAGUAUCAGAGGCCCAUCAGCCACCUAACGAGAACCAGGCAUCCAGUGGCAUCCAUCAAAACAGAUCGAAGUUUCAGUCCAUCCUCACAAUGUCCUGAAUUUCUAGACCUUGAAAAAUCUAAACUUAAAUCCAAAGAAUCCCUCUCAAGUGGAGUGCAUCUGAACACAGCUUCGGAAGACAACUUGACUUCACUUUUAAAACAAGACAGUGACAUCUCUUUAGAGCUUCAUCCCCCGAGGCAAAGAAAAACUUACCUUCGUCCAAUUAGACAUCCUUCUUUGACAGAUUCUUCCCUAAGCACUGUAGGAAUCUUGGGUCUUCAUAGGCAUGUUUCUGAUCCUGGUCUUCCGGGGAAAUAAUCAUUUUGUACUAUUUAUUCCACAUACGAUGUAAGUGCUUUUAAUGGCUGUUUUCCUUUUUGUAUUUAAAUCCUCUCUACUUGACUCAGGGGCUCACAAGAUACCAUUAUAUGCAAAAGUACUGUAUAUUUUCCUAAAUUGAAGCUUGUAAGGUAAAAUUGAGCAAUUAGGAUGUAAAUAUACAUAUGAACUCUUUUGUUCCAAAUGUUAAAACUGCCAGCAUCUCAAGGCACCUUAUUUUUUAUUUUUUUUAAAUCACAUGCAUGUUAGGAAACUCCAAUUUCUCUUGCAUGGAGACUCCUAUUUACUGCUUUUACGCAACCAGUACUUUGUUAUGAAAAUGCCUUCCAAGCAAAUGAGAAAACAAAGGAUAAAAUUGUUCAUGGAUGCAACUCAGAUGAUUCUCAACUCAUGGAAGUUCAAGAGGGAGAAAGGGAACUUAGUCACUUUUGAGGACAGAUACCCUUUUUUAUUGAGAUGUUUAUAGUUAAUUACAUUCAUUCCACACAUUGAAAAAAUAUAUAUACAGUUUUAGAGUUAUAAAUCUCUGACAGUUUAGGAAGCCAUCUCCAAAUACAUAUAUAGGCCAGCUUUAAUGAGGACAAAAAGGCCUAUUUAAAAUUCUGUUUCUAACUGCAUUCACAAACUCCCUAAAAUAUUUUUCACUGGCACAUUUCCUUGAAUGCUUAGAAACAAGUGUCUCUAAUUUUUCUUUUUUGGGCAGUGGGUGAGGAGGUGGGUAGAGAGUCUUCUUAAGAACUGCCAAAGUGCUACUGACACAAACUGAUAUCCACAGCUUUCUUCUGACUCAUGUUUUAGGGCAAUCCUGAAUUUGAUUAAAUUGACACAUAGAGUUUUCUUUUCCAAAAAUAUGCAAUUUUAGUGGAUUUGUGUGGCAAAACUGGCUCCUAUUAAGUAUCUGUUGUUCUGUGGCUUUCUAAUCCCAGCUGUGGAAAAAGAAUGUGCAUUUGCGUACCUAUAAAGAAAAUGCACAAACCAGCAGAAAAAAAUCAGUUUUAUUUGGUUAUUCACACAUAUUUGCUAAUCAAAGAUUAAAUGAAACUCUAUUAUAUAUGGAUUGGGCUGAAUAUUUAUUGACCCUAGAAUAUUGGCACAUACAAUGGAAUAUAUUUUAAUGUCAUCGACUCUUAGAUUAUUUAGGGUGGGAUACAUGCCUCUCCUAAAAUCAGGGUACAGAAAAAAAUUACAAGUUAAUUUGAGAUUCUAAUUAGUCAAAUUCUAGUUAAAACUAAGAAGUUUUAUUUUUCAAUUCAUUUGGAUACAAUUUUAAACUUACUGUGGACUGAUCCAUUGUAUCCAUUCCUUCUGAACAAAAUUUUGAAACUUUUUGAAAGUUUAUCCUUUAUUCAUUCUUAAAUGCAUACAUUUUUAAAGAAACAUUAUAUCUGGAUUAAUUAAAUGGAUUAAUUUCUAUCCCUGCAGGAUAGAAAUGUAAUCUAUUGACUUUACUUUUGACACUGGUAUAAUUUCAAAUACAAGCAAUUUAUUUAAAUUUACGAAAAGCUUGCACUGUUUAAAAUAUGCCCGAUAUAUUUUUUAAUGGUCACAUAAAUUGAUAAUCUGUGUGGGAGGCAAUCUAUAUGCAUAGGCAUAUUGUUAUCCCUGCUUAAUUUUUGAAAAACAAAAGCAUAAGCAAUCAAGUACACAUGACAAAAUAACCAGUCAAUUCAAUAAACAUAUAAUAAUUUUAACCAGCUUUCCAUAAUUCCAUUUGGUAUUAUGCAGACAGAAAUAUAAGGACUAGUUGAUGCUUUCCUUUACUCAUUAAACAAACUUUUAUGGGUGCCUCUCAGGGGAGAGAAAGAAUGACUAACUCUGAUUCAGAGGACAAUUUAGGGAUUUUAUUUUCAUAUUUAGGCAGAUUUUUUGCAGCUGCUACAAAUUUCAUAAGGAUUGUCAGUCCAAGCUCCAGGGAAAUUCAAAAUGAAUUCACUAGAGAAUGUUCAUUUGUAGGGAGAGAGGAUUUGGCAGGUGAGGAAUUUAGAUUUGAUUGUUUGAUUAGUGGAUGCUUCAGCUGCAAUAUUUGGUAUGACAUGCACACAAUUCAGCCUUUCACAUAAAGCCUCCAUAUUUCUUUAUAAAAACUAAGCAUGAAGGAACGGGAAGAUGGAGAAUGGUGCGCAAGCAUCCAGCUUGUUUAAAUUCUAGUGUAACAUAAAACUUUUCUUCUUAAUUCCUCAAAAUAAAAGGCUUGAUAUUAAAAUCCAAGUCUAAGAGAGAAUUGGACAAGAUUAGGAAGAUCUCUUCCUAUAGGAUAUUAGCUUAAAGGAGCUCGAGAGAGAGAUAAUGUGGUGCGUCAGGCAUAAAUGUCAGAAGACUCAGUGGUUACAAUGACUUAAACCAAAGCAAUUAUCUUGAUUUACAAAAUCCAUCUUCCUGUCCUAACCAAAUCUUUAAUGCCUAAAAUCUCUGUCACUCUCCCCAGGGGCUGCGGCAAAACAGUCUCAAUCAACCCUUCCAUCCUGGGACUCUGCUGAGAGCCAGGUAACUGCUGUAUAGCUGGUAACAGCCAUACAGCAGCUGCUCUCCUUCUAGGUAAUUACAAGCAUUAGCAUAAUAACACUUUUUGCCUUCCACCUAAAAAUAAUGUUCCCUGGUCUCCCUCCAGGCCCAAAUAAAAUGACAUCUAAUAUCUAAAGUUUAUAUGAGUUACAUGUUUUCCGAUGUUGUAAUUGCUGGGCAGAGAUCUGAAAGGCUUGAGUUGACCCUUUAGGGGAGACCCAUACUCUCAUCAGUUGAUGAAAAAAUCAGGGAUGAAAAAUGCUGAAGCAGUGUUCUUUGCAGGGGUUUUAAAUUAAUAAUCACUCGUUCAACAAACAUGGGUAGGCAGGAGCACGUCUGGGACAUCAGAGUUUCUUAGGUCCAUUAUAACAGUUUGGUCAUCAGAGUUGAACUUUCUGGCUCUUCUAGUCAGAAGAGGGAAACUAGGCCAGGGCGCAUUUGCUAUCAGGUUUAGUAUGUGUAUGAGGAUUGCUCAUAAGGUCCUUUUGGAGGUUGACUUUCAGCAAUGGCCCUUAAAUGCAUGAAAGAACAAUGUCCUUAUCCAAAUGUUAUUUUAAAACCCACCAGAUAUUAUCUAAAGGAUAAAAUUUAUCACCUUUUCUGCCUAUCUAAAAUAACAGCUAUAAACAAGAGUAUCUGUCCUCUGAACGCUUUUCAUGGUUUUAAAAAAAGGAAUCUGAUAGAACUAGUUACUAAAAGGAAAUUAAACUUUUUCAAAUGUUAUCUAUGGUUAAAACCAAAAGAAAAUAAAUUAUCAAAGUAUACUUCCAGCUGUAAAUCAAAAUGUUUAUAAAUUACAAAAAAAUAUUAGGUUUCUAAUCAUAUUUUUUGCAGUAAAACAAAUGUGUCUAUCUAUCAUGUGAGUUCAAAGAGGCACUUAGAAGACAGGAUGAUGUCCUUACAUGCAGGCCUUGAAUUAGCACUAGCUCCACCUGGUCACUUAUUAGAAAUGCAUAUUCUUGGGCUCCAACCCUAUGUACUAAAUCAGAAACUUUGGGGGUAGGGCCAGCAGCCAUAUAACAAACCCUUCUCCAUACAAUCCUGAUGCACAUGAAAACUUUGGAGAAUCACCAGUGUAGGGUAUGGGCUCCACAGUCAGACCAACCUGAGUCUCCGCACAAGUUCUUUCACUAAUAGCCAUGUGACCCUGAGCAAGUUAAUUAACCUCCCUGAGUCAUUUUCCAGAGAUAAUGCUAUCUGCCCUGAAGACACUUAAGGAAGAAAUGAGAUUAAUGUAUAGGUAAGUGCCUGGCAAAUAGUAGGUGCUCAAAAGUGCUAAAUUCUUUGGCUGUCAUCCAGGAGUGUAACAUUAAAAACAAUCAGGAAGACAAAAAAUUUUCCACAAAUUAUUACUUAUUGUGCACAUUUUGUACAAUGUGCUAUGUCGCUAACAGCUGUUACCAAGACUAAAGUUUGUUUUUUUUUUUCUUUGCCGCAACGGUGGCAUUCAGAAGUUCCUGGGGCCAGGAAUGAACCUGUGCCACAACAGUUACAAGGCCAGAUCCUUAACCCCCUGUGCCACCAGGGAAUUCCAAGACUAAAGUUUUUAAUUCAGAGAAACGUUAAAUGUAGCUAUUUCUUUCUCCUAAAUGUAUUUUGCACUAUUAGGUUUAUAGCUUUAAAAUAAUGCUUACUAUUUACAAUAAUAGUGAGUAUGAAUCUCAUUGUUAAAAAACAUAUCAAACUCUGAAUUGAUGUUAAAUACCAAGUGUGCAGAGAUGAUCUGUCAAAUUCAAUAUGGCUAGAAUGCAUUUUGUGAAGACUGGCUCACUAUGGAAGCCCCUCUUUAGAUCCAUGGUAUAGUUCCCCAAUGGAUAUUUAUAAUUCUCAAAAUACAAUUUUGCAAGAAAAUAUAUUUUUUUCAGAAAAAAGAAUUUCAUAGUUGUAAUUUCAUAGUUUCAAGCAUCUAGGCCCACUUCCCCAUUGCACAGAUACAUUAUUCAGACCUAGCCUGCCUGAGCUCUCGUGUGGAAGGGUAGACAUGGCAAGAGAUUCAGUGUGGUAAACCUGAAUUCAAAGCCUACCUCUCCACUCACUCUUAAGACAAACCCUCAGUGAGCCCCAGUAUCCAAAACUAUCAAAGAAGAGGUAACAUCUUAAAUAUCUUCAAAGAGUGUUGAGGAGUCCCUGAUAUACAUGCUGGAAGUGCUUAGUAAGCGGGAGCGCACCAUAAAAUUAUAAGAUCAUCAUGUAACUUACACAUCAUCACAAAGAUGGUGGUAUUGUGGUAUAAGUCAGUAGCACUACUAAUAGCUUCUAAAAAACCUUCCAGUGCUUUCCCCGGCCCAACACUGCCCAUAGUUAGACUCUCUGACAAAAAUCUGUAGAUGAUUCUCUCACAGCUCUUGAAGAUCCAUUUGCUCAGAGGAGGAGAAUGCCAGCCUUAGCACCUCAGUAUUUGUCAAAUAUUACCUUUGUCCAAGACCCAUAAAAUUAUAUUUACAUUGCAAUUGUUUUCUUGUCUUACAAUAGCUUCCUCUUCUCCCUCUCAAGUAAGUGUUCUCAUUUAAAGUUGUUUUCUUGUGGUUCUAGUUAACAUGAAGUGAUGUCAACCUUUUAAAAACUAAAAGGAUUGUAUUUUUAAAUGAUUUUAUAGAGUAUUAGGUAUUGUGAUUGAUCAGUGCCCAAGUGUAGAAUAAUUCACUACAUGCUCUUGUGGUACAAGUACACUUUAAGAAUAUGCAAUACAGAAAAUCCACAGGAAGAUAUGAAUUAUUAAUAAUUGACAGCAUGAAAUUAUUAUAAGGCUUAUUUAUAUAAGCUCUUUAAGUGGAGGUUGACAGAAAUGACUAACAAGUUACUUUAACACAUAAUCAUUAUGAGUAGAAUAAAAUCUAUAGAAAUGUAAUGCUAACACAGAACUAAUUGACCAAUUUCAUUGUUUUGUCAACCAUAAUGCAACUUUUAAAUGAGAAUACCAAGAAUUACUACAGAAAUGCUCCCAAUAUUUUUGAGAAAUGGCAAUAUUAACAUGGUUACUCUUGAAAAGCUAACAAAAAACAGAUGAAUUCCUAAACUGCAGUCAUGGUAUCUGUAACUUAGAGACGCAAAGUAAUUUAGCACAAUUGUGGUUUUAAAGCACUAUAUUUAGAGCCUAUAUCUUUGUACUUCCACUAUCUGUAUUUUAAUGGUGUUUUUAAGUUGAAAAUAAUCUAACAACUAUUACCAUUUAAACUAUUUUUAAUACUGAUAUUAUAGUUUGUAUAUUUGAGAAAAUCCCAUCGUUCUUAUGUUAUUUAGGAGUAAAUUCAAACACCAGUAAUCUUAUAUAAUUAAUUCCUCCACAGUCUCAUCAAAAUGGCCCUAUUAUUACAAUAGCAUUGAAAUAAUACGGUAUUUUUUCCAAACAUUAGAGAAAAAAAGAUUAAAAAUAUUGGGGGAAUCCCUAGUUUUUAAUCUUUUAGGCACCUGCCUAUUUUAGUUAAAUGCAUAUUACCUAUUUUUAGCUGAAAUUUGUGUUCUGUAAUUUUGAUAGGAAUAUGUAUACCAGAACGUUUGCCGGUUAAGUAAUACAUUUCAAAAAGUAAUGUGUGUAAUCACUUGAAAAACGUCAGUCAUCUGAGAUAAACCAGUUCAGUCACAUUGGUUAAGUAGUAAGUACCUUGGAAUGCUUUAAAUAUAAUGAAACAAUCUACCAAAACACAUAUAUUUCCUAGUCUUUAUGCACAUAAUGUAGCAUGAAAUCAUGAUGCUUUUGAAAUACUCUGUGCAGAAAUAUUUAUUUUUUAGCAAAUAUUUUCUUCAGAGAUUGGUAUGUGAUAUUGACAGUGUAAUCUACUUGCACACCUAGUUUUGCAAUAACCUUCCACAAAUAACUGUAAAUAAGAAAAAUGUAAAUUUCAUGUAAAAAUGGUUGCAAAUUUUUGGUAGCUAAAAGUGUACAAGUUGUAUUGAAAUAUAGUAUAUAUACAUAAUUUAAGAAUGAAGCAUAUAAUUUCUGAUCUAUUUAUACAUGAAAAUUUAAGAAUUUGUAAAAGAAAUUAUUUUGGGGAAAAAGAAAGUAAAUCUCAUUAGGUAGUUAGGAUACUUUUAUUAGAGAAGCCAACUAUUUCCAACAUUUUACGAGGUACAGUGAUAGAUCCAGGUAAGGUGGUGCUGAUAUUUCACCAAAUCACAUAAUUGUAACAGUGCUACAGUUUUACUGAGUUCCACUUGGGCACUAGUAAGCUGGUCGGAGUGGUAAAAAGCAUUAAAUCUAAAAUUAAAGAUACAUAAAAACACUUCACUUUUUGCCCCUCAAAAAUAGUAAUUUACUAAAGCAUUUAUUGUUUGAUUACUUAAAAUUUCUGAUGGCUAAUUAGUCUAACUUACAUGUGAGACAAAAUUUUCAAAAUGUAUGCUUGAAACAUUUUUCAUCCAGAGUGAAAAUAUCAGGGCAGUAUUAUUGCCUAAGUUUCAUACAUUCUCAGUUGUUCCCCUGGAAUCAUUAUUAUUUAAGAAAAAAAAUCAAACUGUCAUCAAAGAAAACUUUUAAGUAAAAGUGGUUGAUCAUAAUGUGGUAUGUUCUAAACUAAGAAAGAGCUGUUUAGUCUGUUUAGAGUUUAGAUUACCCACCAUUCAUGUUUAAGGUUUAAAAAAAACCAAGAGAACAUUUCCCCAUUUGACAAAACAAAACAAAACAAAACAAACCAUAGAGUAGCAGAAAGCACUGUAUUGAUAUCCAUAAGUGUAGCUUAAGUAUGAAAAAGCUAAAUAUUAAAAAAAAACUUAAAGUGUCUUGCCUUAAGAUAAAUGUGGAGGUAAAAUACCUUUGGGAAAUUAAAUAUGUAUCCAUAAGUUCAGUUAAUCCUAAAAUCAUUUUUAAAUGGCCUAUAAUUUUCAAAAGAAUAUAGAUCUUUAAUUAGUAUGUUUCUGGAACAUCCAUAUUAGCACAGUUCAGGUUAUCCUUUGAAAUUUCAGUAAUCAUAGCAAGGUAAAAUGUGGUUAAAUGCAAAUGACUGUAUGUAUAUAUCUGUAAAGUACAUAUUUAUAUUUUUAUGCUUAGGGGAAAAGGUUGCCCCACUCAACUGUAACAGAAGAAGAUACUAAUUCCUGGCAUACUUGUCUCAUAUGAAUGUAGCUAUUAAAUGAUGACCUAGACCAAUUCUUCUAAUCACCACCAUCUCUGAUGUUGCAAAGGGGCACAACUAAAAUGUAAGUAGCAUAUGAGCAAGGAGGCUACUCAAUCCCUAACUCUAUGGCACAUCAUAUGGCACAGUUAACGUAGAAGCGCCGUCAAUGUCUACUUACUAUAUAUUCAGAUAUGGCAGCACGUCUGAGUUUUAAAUGCUCGAAAAGUAAUACACACGAGCUGCAUAUUACCAAGCUACAUGGGUAAAAAGAAUGUUAAGUAUUACAAGGCUCUUUGCUUUAUAUUUUUUAAACUAAGUAUCUAGACAUGGCAAGAAAUAAGUAAAAGCACAGGCUUCCCAGCUUUCAAAUAGCUGAUAGUGACACAGAAUUUUUUUUGCAGUUUCCCUUUUUUCUGGAAAGUGGUUUGUGCUCAGUAUUCUAACUUACAGAACAAUUUGAAUUCAGUAUGGACAUAUGUGAUGUUAAGGUUUCAUUCUAGGCUACAAAUUAUCUGAACAGUAUCCAUUUUAAAUCCUGCCUGCAUUCAUCACUGUAAUAACAAAAGUUCUAAAUAUUUUUUCUUUGCAUCAUCUAAUUAUUAUUAUGAAGUUAUCUUAGAUGAUACCUUACUUAGCAUUGUACAUUUCAAAAUGCCUAAUUUGCUAGGAAGAUGAUUUAAGACAAAAAAAUAUACAUCUUUUAAUAUACAUUUCAAAGUAAUAAAACAUCCAUGGCUGAGUUUUAAAGUUUAAAAGAAAAAUAUGCUAACCUAAAAAGUAUUGAAUUUUACUCACUAGAUUUAAUUUACUAGGUUUUAAUUUUUUUAUUAAUUCCUAGAAAAACUGCUACAAAGAAAACAUAUCAUUUAUGAGUCUGUCAAACAAAAAGACAAAAAGAACACCUCUGACAAAUAGUAUUUAUUUUGUUUGUCCGGUUUAAUAAUGCCAUAUGAUUACAAGUUAACUUGAUUUGUACAUUUUACAUAAAGAAAUCAUCACAAAUUAAAUUUUGGGGUUAAAAUGUGGGGGUGUUUUUUCUUUAAUUACAUUACAAAGACUUUAAACUUCAGUAAUAAGCUUUACUUUCUUCCAGACUAAAUGCUUUUUCUGGAAAUAAACAUAUCACUUGGACUUUUUUUUUUUUUAAACUACUUUUUGUUUCUGAAUGCAUGCUUACAUGGAUCAUACAAGCACAGUCUUUGAAAUUACAUUUAAAGUGGACCAAAUUAAGUUUCCAAUAGUAUUGAUGUCCCCUUGAUGUAAUUUAAAAUAUGUAAACUGCCACUCGAAGUAGAAGUGCAACACCUGACAUUAAUUGUUUGGCAGUCUUUUAGGCAUGGGUGAAUCACUGCACUGUUAUUUGAACUGAAGCAUCUCAUAAUAUAUAUGUUAACAGAUUUUGUAUGAUGCAAAACUUUAUAGCAAGCUAUUUGAAUGUUUACUAAAAAUUCUCAAAAUGACACAGAAACAUGUUUACUGUAUAAAUAAAAGCACUUAGACAUUAA
Sus scrofa (pig) is the source of this 13006-nucleotide messenger RNA. It is a transcript of the gene KCNH7, whose product is annotated as potassium voltage-gated channel subfamily H member 7. Gene Ontology annotation, cellular component: plasma membrane. Gene Ontology annotation, molecular function: inward rectifier potassium channel activity. Gene Ontology annotation, biological process: regulation of membrane potential; potassium ion transmembrane transport. NCBI's taxonomy places the organism in Eukaryota, Metazoa, Chordata, Mammalia, Artiodactyla, Suidae. The record is from RefSeq and is a predicted model, not a curated record.